AUGAACAAUCAAAAAGUUCAAAGUGCCUACGAGGUAGCAAAGGAACUUUACGAAGAUAUAAAAAAAGAUACAGAAUAUAUUUGUAAUAAUAAAGAUGUUGAAUCUAUUCAAAUGAUAAAUAGAGAUAAAUUUUUGGCUGUAGAAAGAUUUGAGGAAAUGCAACUAGGAAAAAUUCUUCAAGCAUUGUACGAUUUAGGCCAUGAACACCCAAGUCAAGUACAAAAACUGGCCAUUCCUGCUAUUAAAAGUCAAAAUGAUGUAGUAAUACAAAGUCAAAGUGGAACAGGAAAAACAAUAGCAUUUUUAGUUGGACUUCUUACUUCUAUUGAAAAAGGAAAGGGUACACAGGCUGUUAUUAUCAGUCCUACAAGAGAAUUAAAUAUGCAAAUAUACGAUGUAACACUAAAACUAACAAAAUAUAACGAAAUAGAAACCUUUUUGGCUUUAAAAGACAAAAAUUUUGAUAAAAAUCAUUAUGAAAUUAUUUUAGGCACCCCUGGUUCUGUACUUUCUCUCGUAAAUAGAAGACUUUUUGACUUUAAAAAUUUAAAAUUUUUUGUACUAGAUGAAACAGAUGUGUUACUUGAUAAGACAACGAUGGGAACACAAACAUUUAGACUUUUACAGGCCUUUAAAACAGCAAAAAAGGUUUUUAUUUCUGCAACUUACAAUGAUGAUAUAAAAAAGACUAUUGAUGCUUACGCUCCUGAUUGCGUAAAAUUGUAUCAAAAACAAAAUGCUAAACCAGAUGAAAUAAAAUUGUAUCAUAUUGAUGUUAGUUAUAAAGACAAGGUCAGGACAUUACAAUCUUUGUAUGAAUUAUUAACUGUAGGACAAGUUAUUGUUUUUGUAUCAAAAAAGGCAACGGUGAAAAAACUUGAAAAAAUUCUUGUUGCGGAUUCAAACUCUGUAUCUAUUUUGCAUGGCGAUCUUUUGCCUGAAGAAAGAGAUUUUACCGUUGAAAAGUUUAAAACGGCAGAUACAAAAAUAUUGGUUACUACAGAUGUAUUUUCAAGGGGCAUGGAUAUCCCACAAGUUAAUUUAAUUAUAAAUUUUGAUCUGCCUUAUUAUGAAGAUAAAUUACUUUUAGAAACUUAUAUUCACAGAAUAGGACGAUCUGGUAGAUUUGGUCGUACUGGUUUUGUAAUCGAUAUGAUAGGAGGAGGUAAAGAAUUUAAAGAUUAUAUUCAAAUUCAAGAAGAACUAAAAACUAUUUCUAAAGGAUUUACAAUUGAAGAAUUACAAAAUGUAAAUGUGGAUGAAUAA
This is a messenger RNA of Vairimorpha ceranae, 1266 nucleotides long. RefSeq names its product atp-dependent rna helicase. Gene Ontology annotation, cellular component: cytoplasmic stress granule. Gene Ontology annotation, biological process: cytoplasmic translational initiation. The record is from RefSeq and is a predicted model, not a curated record. The transcript has a single exon. Gene Ontology annotation, molecular function: translation initiation factor activity; ATP binding. Bases 1 to 1266 code for a protein of 421 amino acids. NCBI's taxonomy places the organism in Eukaryota, Fungi, Microsporidia, Nosematidae.